AUGCAUGAUUGGAAGCAUCGACUGUAUGCAUUGGCAAUGGAAGAAUUGCCCAACUACCUGGCAAGAAGAUUAUGGAAAGGGCAAAAAAAUAUCAUCCUCAAAGCUGUUUCUGGAGUCAAUACAUGGGUUUGGCAUGCUUUCUUCGGAGUUGCUGGAUCGCAAAACGACUUGAACGUGCUAGAUCAAUCACCAAUAUUCAACGAUGCCUUGAGAGGUGAAGCCUCGAAUAUCUCCUAUGAAAUCAACAAUGUCGUCUACUGGAAUGGCUAUUAUCUAGCAGACAACAUCUACCCGAGAUAG
Prunus armeniaca (apricot) is the source of this 300-nucleotide messenger RNA. NCBI's taxonomy places the organism in Eukaryota, Viridiplantae, Streptophyta, Magnoliopsida, Rosales, Rosaceae. The record is from the annotation of a GenBank genome assembly.